Mya arenaria is the source of this 1193-nucleotide messenger RNA. RefSeq lists its product as uncharacterized. The transcript has 4 exons. NCBI's taxonomy places the organism in Eukaryota, Metazoa, Mollusca, Bivalvia, Myida, Myidae. The coding region runs from base 159 to 692 and encodes 177 amino acids. The record is from RefSeq and is a predicted model, not a curated record.
AACUAAAAAAAACAACGGUUCAUGCAGCUGUGGGGAACAUAUUUACAUAUAGACCUCCAAAGAGACUUUAACAGAUUCUUUUGUUUUGAAUGGAUUCUGACAAUCAUUAAUCUUUAUCCAAUUUAAAAGUGCACCAAGGAUCGAGGCUGUACGAGGAUAUGAGCCAGUGUGAACAGCCUGCCACUGCUGCUAAUGGUGAUGAUGAGGAUGAUGGCCCUGUUACAGCCAAGACCAACAACCCCCCCCCCCCCAACAUUCCAACUACCCGUUCAUUAUUCGAUGCUCGGCAGAGCAGAAUCCAAGAGGAUCGAGACACCUGGAUCUUUGUGCUUUUGGAAAACCAGCAGGAGCAAUUGCGACAGCAUACGCAGCUCCUGCGUCUCAUCCUGGCGAGAGGUUUAGCACAAGAUGCAGUUCCGAAUGAGUUGCCAGAGGGGAUAUCUUUCCCCCUCAAAACUGUGGUGGAUUUGGCAGCCUUCAAAAAGCGAAAGUCACAAGCGAAUACUCCAACAUCCGUUGUAAAAUACUUAGCAGAAUAUGGUGGGAGUGACACAGUGGACACGGUUUCACAGAUAAUGAAGACGGUGUUGACAACAAAUCUGGCCCGCCAAUACAACCUAAAGGGAACCAAACAAAAAGAUAAACAUCUUUACAGCAGGAUGUCUACAAUUGAACCCUGCAACACACUUUAGAACCGCAAGGAAAUGGAGGGGGCCAUUUAGAGUCUCAAGGUCGUGAGGUUGGCCGCAAAGACCGAGCAUGGGUCACCCCGAUGCUUCCUGAGUAGAAUGUUGACUUAUUUACUUACCAUAAAAAUUCGGAAUUACGACUCAAAAUUAAACCAACAAAAAUUGUCAGAAUAUUUUUCCAAUUGAUUAUGUACAGUAUGUAUGCUUCUAUUGUUUUAUCAUAAACACAUCAAUGUCGUGUGACAUGUUAUGUAGUUUGUAUGCAAAAUGUAUCACAAUAAUGUAAUAGUGAGAUAUCCCAACUUUUCCCCUAAAUUUUCAUAUCGUUAAAGGUUGCAAGAAGAGCAUUUCUCACUGUAUUUAUAGGCAAAUCCUAUUGCUCUUACUUUUUUGUAAAAACAUAAGACAAACUGUCCGUGACAAAUAAGAGACCCAUCAACAAGACAAAUAUGUUUAGUUCACAUUUGGAUGAUUGUUUUAAAGGAGACUCUUAAUAAGCGAAAC